This is a messenger RNA of Fusarium odoratissimum NRRL 54006, 2086 nucleotides long. RefSeq lists its product as uncharacterized. The record is from RefSeq and is a predicted model, not a curated record. The coding region runs from base 98 to 1753 and encodes 551 amino acids. Lineage: Eukaryota; Fungi; Ascomycota; Sordariomycetes; Hypocreales; Nectriaceae. Gene Ontology annotation, molecular function: UDP-glycosyltransferase activity. The transcript is spliced from 2 exons.
GAUGCAUUAAACUAAGCGUCAUACAUAGGCCGAUACAGACCAACCCAACUGAAUUCCACAACACACAUUCCAAUUUAAACUAGUAAGCUUAAACACAAUGGCUGAAAGCCAUGAAUUCCGCAGAAGGGUUCUUCUGCUUGUCACAGCAGGAGGUUUCACUCAUGCAGCUCCCGUUCUUGAGAUAGGCGCUGUUCUCGCCUCUCGAGGCCAUGAUGUCCAAUUCGCUACCUGCGCAGGCCAGGAAGAUUGGACAAUUAAUUAUCCCUUCAUAAAAACCGUUUACACGGUUGGCCCCGCUGCUUCAGAAGAUGACUUGGAUCUGCACUACGAGACAAUGCGUCUUUGGCGUCAUGAGCACGGCUUCGGUCCCAUGAUGAAGUCGAAAUACUUUUUUGACAACUUCUGGACAGAUACUUACAAAUCUCUUCGAUCGUUAUGUGAAGAUGGUUCUACGAGGCCUGAUUUUAUCGUUGCAGACUUCUUCGCUGAUAGCGCUGCGAGGGAUAUGCUCAAGCAGUUCAAUAUCCAACUAGCGAGCGUCUGGCCUCAAAUGCCUUAUGCCAUGGCUCCUGUCAGUUAUCAUCCGGGACAACCUGGAUUCCAAGCCGAUGGUGCGUUGACUUCGGAACAUGCUUCUCUAUCAUCACGGUUCUGGAACGAAUUUGUGGUUCUUGCGGCGCUUCCUACUAUCAUCCCCUGGUUAAUAUGGACGAAACGAAUGCGUGUUGAUGCUGGCGUCAACUAUAGCCACUCUCUUCUCUCCAAGCCUGAUUAUCUUGUUCUUGUCAACUCCUUCUGGGGCCUUGAAGCGCCGAAGGAAUUGCCGCCUCUUAUGGCACCUGUUGGACCUAUCUUGAGCGACGAAUACCUUCCAUUGGACGAAGACUUGGCUCAGUUUCUAAGUAGCCAUGAUAGGACCAUCUACGUGUGCCUAGGGACACAUGUUAACCUUCCGGGUGAAGAACUUGAAAAGUAUCUCCUUGGAUUCAUCCAAGCUCUCGACGAUGACUCGAUCAAUGGAGUCAUAUGGUCUAUUCCCCAAAAGCCUCGCGCCAAUUUCGACACCUUCAAGUCUUACAAUCUGUCUGAUGGUUCGAGCAUAUCCAUUACUGAUCUUCUGAACGAUUCCCACCCGCGUUUUCGGCUUCCCAUCUUUGCACCGCAGCGCGCUAUCCUAGCACAUCCUAAUACAGUCCUCUUUCUCACUCACGGGGGCGGCUCCAGUGCCAACGAAACUCUCUUCCAUGGAACACCAGUCCUCGCUAUAGGAUACUUCUUCGACCAGCUCUGCAACAGUGCCAGACUAAAAGCCGCCGGUGUGGGCAUAUCUCUCGAUAAAUCCUACCUCACACCAUCCUCUAUCUCCUCCGCCAUUGCAAGCAUCAUAACUGACAAAGAUGGCUCCUUUGCCAUGAACGUGCGUCGUAUGCAAGGAAUAGCAACCCUCAACUCUAAACGCAAACACCUUGCAGCUGAUCUUAUCGAGGAAGUAAUGAUAGAUCAAGAACUUCGAUUCAAGAAUGGGGUUGAGUUGCGACCGAUGCAUCUACAGACAGCGGAUAUGCGUAUGCCGACAUGGAAGGCGAGAAAUUGGGACAUGUGGUUCAUCAGCCUCACUGGUCUUGCAGCUGGCGGUGUGGCAAGUUGGUGGUUUGUAACAAAUGGCUGGAAGAAAUUACCUGUCAUACUGACACGCUCUAUGAGAAUUAGUAGAGGCUUUGCGAGGGAAAUGUUUGAUAGUCGAAGAGCAUGAUAACUCGAGACGUCUUGGUCGGGAACAUGUAACAACACGGAUGGAGAAUGGUUCUGCCUCAUAAGAAUUACUAUCCCUCUCUCACAAAAAAAAAAAAAAAAAAAAAGAAAACGACUAAUGGUCGCAUAAUAUACAUACUCCCCUAUCAAUGCUUCUCUGAUCUAUCUCUAAACUUAGACUUAGACUUAUGGUUGAACUUGCAAGAGUGCCCCUGGUUUUUAGGAUAAUGUUAGAAAAGUUUCGUAUAACCGGAGCAUAUUCAUCAGUAGGCAGAGAGAGCUGAGAUUGUCUCUAGAACACAAGACCACACUCAAGUAUAUCAUAGAUAGUCGA